CGCGACGGACACGUGGUCGGAUAGGAUUGGUGAGAUCGACGCGUGUAACGGGAUUGGAGAAAAACGACAAAGAAGAUCUGAGGGAAUUGUGGCGUCGUGAGGGAGCCGUUGGAUUAGGGACACGUAUGAGGAUGGGAAAAUAUCUUUUUUAAUUAUUAUUAUUUUUGUGGUACCGAAAAUAUCUUUUUUGGUGUCGUUGCAUUAUCUCUGGAACUGGAACGGGUAAAGGGUUUCGUCGGAUUCAAGAUAUGACUUCUUCCGGUGACCGGAGACGCGGCGGCGGCGACCCGAUUGCUCAGAAUCAAUUUUGGUCAGGAAACCAUUCGCGACAAAGAAGCUUGGAAGCGCACAGUCUCUCUUCACCCAUUCGUUUCAAAAUCGGAGGUCGAUUUUGGGUUUUGAAUUAAGUAUAGUUCUUCGAUAAGUAUAGAGCUGGAGAGGAGAGGACAGCUCCUUUUCUCUCGCUUUUAUUUGGGAAUUGGGACCACAGUGGAUUUGCUACUGGACCUGGAGACUGGAGUUACUGCUCUCUUGGUAAAAGUACGGGAAAUGUCAUGAUGGUAAAAGAAAGAAGGUGGAAGUAAAUUCAACAUCCUAAAAUGGCUACAAGUUAAGAAAAGCUGCCAGGUUUUGAGGGUUUCAAUCUGGCCCUUCAGGGGCAAAGCUAUCACCUUUAAGAUAGAAAUGAAAUACCAAUGGCAGAACAAGGAAAUGAAAUUCAGCAAGUUUUAGCAAGGUAAAGAAGGAGAGAAGAAAGGUAGGAGAAAAAGAGCUGCUGCAAACCAUGGAAACCUUUGGAAUGAAGGAUGGUGGGCAGAACAAGAAGGCAACGACCACCUUUGGGAUGAUACGCAGGGGUAAUGCUUCUGGUAUGGAGAAGAUGAAGCCACAUUUCUUCAGGGUCAUGCUUGAUUUCAUGUUGCAGGAUUCCAAAAUAUACAUUCCUACGGAGUUUGUGAAGAACUAUAGAUCCAGGCUAGGGAGCUCUGCAACCUUGAAGGUUGCUAAUGGUGAUACUUGGGAAGUAGAGCUGGUUACUGAUGAUGAUGGGCUGAUUUGGUUGGUCAAGGGCUGGGAAGACUUCACAAACCACCAUUCUUUGAAGCAAGGUGAUAUUCUGGUGUUUCGGCUAGAGCAGAACAGCUUAUUUCAAGUCAUGAUUUUCGAACCCUCUGCCAGCGAGAAGAACUACCGCUGCAAGGAUGUAAACGACCUUGGAAAGCUGUUGAAUGAUAUCAAAGUUGAGGAGGAAUGUGAUGCUGGGAAGGAGAAAGUUCCUGCUGGAAAGCUGAAGGAAAUCGAAACCAAGAAGAGUGGUGGAGGGAAUAAAAAGGUUAAAUUGGUUGUUCCAUUUGAGAUUCCAAACCAUCCAUUGGAGACAAAAGUGAAAGGAAUAUCACAACCAAGGAGGUGCAAUGCCUCUACGAGCUCAGACAAUCCAAACUUCUUCAUCACCAUCAGUGAAGCACACAUGACACAUCGUUACAUGCUUCUGCCUACUAAAUUUGUGUAUGAACACAUGAUACCUGCACAUGGUACUAUGCCUGAAAGUCGUAUUGUGAUGGUUUUGAGUGAAGACGGGGUCGACUCAUGGUCAUUGUCCUUUGUCUUUCAUCAACGACAUGGAGGUGCACGUGGACAGAGCUUGUUCAUUGGCGGUUGGCCCGCGUUCCGCAGAGGCAACUCUUUGAAAUCAGGGGAUGUUUGCCGGUUCGAGCUCAUCUCCGAUGGCCAAAUGAAAGUGAGCAUUCGGAGGGCUUAAGGAUGGUUGCAUCUGCUGAAAGUUUGAGAACCUCUAGAAUGGAGUUUGUUGUGUUUGUUCGUUGUGUGUGUUUACUUAUGGAUGAUGAUGAAGCUUAUGAAAACACUACAGCUUUUCGUUAAAGGAAUUAAUGGGAUAGUGUAGUUUCAUGUGGGAGGGAGUGGUAAGACGUUUGUUGAUGCUUUGUUUUGGUUUCUGAAGCAAGGCAUGAGUUGUGUUUUAUGGCUUUCCAUGGCAAAACUCUGUUAUCAAAUUACUUUCUGAUAGUAGUUCUGUUAUUUGACUAGAUUGAAAGUUAUCUUGUUUACGAUUGUGAUUAUUAUU
This is a messenger RNA of Linum trigynum, 2086 nucleotides long. NCBI's taxonomy places the organism in Eukaryota, Viridiplantae, Streptophyta, Magnoliopsida, Malpighiales, Linaceae. The record is from the annotation of a GenBank genome assembly.